AUGAGUGAUCAAGACUCUUCUCAUAUUGCACUUAUUGUUGUGUUCAGUAUAUUUAUUGGACUGUACUUACUUGUUUUGAUCAUCUUACAUUGUUUUGGAAAGAUUAACAAUAUUAUAUUUCCAGCUCCAACUCCUAUGUAUGAAGAAAAAUAUUUUGAGGACAAACUUUAUUUUGCAAACCUUUACAAUUAAGAUGGUAAUUUGGUUAAUGGAAAACCAACUGAAUAUUCAUUAAAUCUUGAAAAAGUCAGAAGCCUUCCAUAUGUCUAUAUUAAAAAUAAGUAUUCAGAAACGAAUUUAUAUAUAAUAUAUUUUCAUGGCAAUGCUGAAGACAUGUGGGCAGCCGCUUAAUUUAUGGAGUAUUUAAUGAAAAUGAUAAAUGCAAAUAUAUUUGUUAUAGAAUAUCCAGGUUAUGGUAUUUAUAGGAAUGUUAAACCAACUUCAACCCUAAUUGAACAAGAUGCAUUAGUUUAUUAUGAUGAAAUUAAAAAGGAGUUCAAAUUGCAAGAUGAAUAAAUCUAUAUCUUUGGAAGAUCAAUCGGCACGGGACCUUCAUUUUAUUUGGCAAGUCAAAGAAAUAUAAGAGGAUUAAUAACAAUGUCAGCUUAUAAAUCAAUUAGACAUAUCAUAAGUGAUUUUUGCAAUGGUUGUGGAUGCAUUCUCAACCUAUUGUGUUGCUUGCCUAAUUUCUUCAGAAAUUUAGAAAGGUCGUAAGAUAUUAAAUGUCCUAUAGUAUUGAUUCAUGGAUUGGAUGAUCCUCUGAUUCUAUCACAUCAUUCUUAGGAAAUCUAUUAAAAUCUUCCUGUUUCAAUUUAAUAAAAAUCAAAUCUUAAUUUGAGGCCAAGAAUGACACACAAUGAAUAUGACAUCGAUGAAGAUAUUGCAUGCCCAAUAUUAGAAGGUUUCACUGAUUUAAAAUAGAAGAAGUUUUCAUGAAUUUUUAUUAUAUAUUUUUUAAUAUAAACCUGGAUAAAAAGAUAA
Paramecium tetraurelia is the source of this 981-nucleotide messenger RNA. RefSeq lists its product as uncharacterized. The record is from RefSeq and is a predicted model, not a curated record. NCBI's taxonomy places the organism in Eukaryota, Ciliophora, Oligohymenophorea, Peniculida, Parameciidae. Gene Ontology annotation, cellular component: membrane. The transcript has 5 exons. Gene Ontology annotation, molecular function: palmitoyl-(protein) hydrolase activity.